Molecule: messenger RNA, 420 nt
Organism: Cryptomeria japonica (Japanese cedar)
Lineage: Eukaryota; Viridiplantae; Streptophyta; Pinopsida; Cupressales; Cupressaceae
Product: S-norcoclaurine synthase 1-like
Exons: 3
Coding region: 1-420 (139 amino acids)
Source: RefSeq, a predicted model, not a curated record
AUGGAAGAAGGAAUCAAGCGUCUCGCUUCUUUUGAUGAUACCCUUGGAAUAUGUGUUUCAAUAUAUCAUGACUAUGAAGGUAUUCUCAAAGACAUAUGUAAGGAUGGUGAAUGGGUUCCUGUUCAACCUAUCCCUGGUGCCCUGGUAAUCAAUAUUGGGGAUAUGCUUGAGGUAAUAAGUAACGGAAUAUAUAAGAGCAUUGAGCACAGAGGGGUUACAAGCAUUGACAGAGAUCGCAUCUCCAUUGCGAUGUUUUUUGGUCCAAGUAAGGAAACAGAGGUGGGUCCUAUUCCUGAACUCAUAGAUGAGUUGCAUCCCUGUCGAUACAGAAGAUUCAUUCGUGAAGACUAUAUGCGGCGUUUCUCUUCUGGCAAACUUGAUGGGAAGAAGAAUAUUGAAUUUGUCAAAAUCGAGUCAUAA